This is a messenger RNA of Triplophysa rosa, 2805 nucleotides long. RefSeq names its product calcyphosine 2 (gene caps2). Lineage: Eukaryota; Metazoa; Chordata; Actinopteri; Cypriniformes; Nemacheilidae. The record is from RefSeq and is a predicted model, not a curated record. The transcript is spliced from 15 exons. Bases 111 to 1775 code for a protein of 554 amino acids.
CGCUUUCUGAGACUCACCGUGUUUGAUUUCACCAUAGCAACAAAGGGGCGGAAGUAAAAAUCGUCUUUAGACCUGUUAAUUUUAAUAAAUAUUUAUCCAUUUUAUUCAUCAUGAGCGCAAAUAACAAGACUUUACCUAUACAACAAAGUCCGCGCCAGCCCAAGAAUACAGAAGCACGUCGCGGGCCAAGGCCAGCAGAAGUCCCAGUGCUGCAGUUAGAUACGCUACAAGACGCAUUGAACGAGUAUCUUGCCAUCAUUCCCAAGGAUGCUGCUGUCUCAAGAGAUGUAUCAGCUUUUAGCUGGGGCUCUCCUGCCCUCACAAACUCAAAUCAGUGUUUUGAGACCAAUAUAAAAGAAAAGAAUCUGGUGGAUCAUGGAGAAUCACUACAGCUGAGCAGCAGGGUCCCGACACAGAGAAGUCCACUGUACACCCAUAAAUCAAACACAGAUCCACCCGACUUGACCUCUGAAACCCCAGCACAACCCAGCUAUAACCCGUCCAACACUGUACGACCCAACAAGAAGAUGAGGGAUGCAGAGGGGCUUACGGAGGAGAGGAAACUACAGGCAGUAAUAGAGCAGGUUAUGGUGGAUCAGCUGUCGAGGUCAAUCUCGCUCUCUCUCUCUCUCUCUCUCUCUCUCUCUCUCUCUCUGUCUGUAUCUUUGGUGAGUAAUAACAUGGUGAGAGUUGUUCAAUGCUCACGCAGGGCUGUCAUUAGCGAUCCGGAACAGAAUGCUGUGUCUGUCAGUCCCACGAGCGUCCCACCACGCUACACGAGAACUCUUCACCACACUAAAGUAAAAACCCAGACAUCUUUAACAGAGAACCUCCUGUCCAACAAGGUCCGCUUUAACGCCAGGAUUUUAUCAAGGUGUGGACGUGAAGCGUGUCGAGAGCUGAUCGGUUUCUUCUUCACCUGUGACCAAACGCUGACAGUGUACGAGUACAGAAAUUUCGGUAAAAACAGAUGGAACGCUCUGCCCUUUAUCGCUCGUGGGGUGUAUCAGAACAGAGGGAGACCGUACAGCCUGCAGGACAUCUCGCAGGGUGCCGAGCUUCACUUCUGUACAGACGGCCCACACCUCCCCCACAGCCUGAGACAGCAGCCACGCAUAUCUCUCAAAGUUACUGAUGUGGAUGAGACGGCCAAGAGAGCCCUGCUAUUCCAGUAUGGGGAAAGCCUGUUUCAUCUCUCUGAAGAGGAAAUCAAUGAAAGAAACACCCUGAAGGCAAUUCAAGAUGUGGUGCGUGAUAGGCUGAGGGGACGUGCGGUCCAAACCUUGAUCCACCUAGGGAGACAUCUGCAGAACUUGGAUUCAAAGGCAGAUAGUGUUCUACAAAAAGAGCUUCUCAGAAAAUCACUCAUGGACCGUCUGUGUCUCACUCAACAGGACUUCGAGGCGGUGUGGAGGAUUGUGAGUCGGUGUGCUGAGGGGCGGGUGCACCCCGCCGAUGUGAUGCGUGCCGUUACCGGGGAGAUGAGCGAGAACAGAAAGGCCUUGUUCCUGAAGGUUUAUGUAAAGCUUGACCCAAAUAAAACUGGCUGCAUAUCCAUGAGUGAUGUUGAAAAAUUCUAUAGAGGCAAACAAGACUCGUACACAACACACGAAGUGGAUCCAAACGCUGACUUCUGGGCCUUCAUAAAGCAAGCAGGAGAGGUCAACAAAAGCGUGUCCUAUGCAGAGUUUGAGGACUAUUAUGACGGUCUGAGUAUUGAAAUCCCUGAUGAUGAAGAAUACAUCAAUAAUCUGAGAUCUAUGUGGGGUAUCUGAGAGUGUGUUACAUUCAUAUCCCAGUCUAGUUUAUCGAUUUUGAACGACAAGUACAAUUUUAAAUACAAGUAACAUGCUAUGAUUUACUGUACUGUACAUACUGCAACAAUGUAACAUCUGUAUAUAGGAAGCUAGUGAACUUUAUAUGAAAACUAUUUAAUAGUAUAUAGAUUAUUUAAAAUACCGUUUUGACUGUCACGUGCUAACUUAAUGUAUUAAUUUAUGUUUUUGUGUGCAGAUAUGCAUAAGUAUGUUAUGAAGAUUUACUUGAAGUCUGGGAUAUCAUUUGAUUUGUUGCUAGUUCAGAAUGCAGCUGCCAGAGUUCUAACCAGGUCCAGAAAAUACCAUCACAUAACCCCAAUGUUAUCAACCCUUCACUGGUUACCCAUUAAGUAUCGUAUUGACUUUAAAGUUCUUUUAAUCACUUAUAAAGCCUUAAACGGUUUAGCCCUUACCUACUUAACAGAGCUUCUAUCACAUUACAACCCAUCACGCUCUCUAAGAUCUCAAAACUCCAGACUUUUGAUAACACCUAGAAUAACUAAAUCCACCGAAGGGGGCGGAGCUUUCUCAUACGUAGCACCUAAACUCUGGAAUAGCCUUCCCGAUACUAUUCCAGGGUCAGACACACUCCCAAUUUAAAUCUAGAUUAAAGACACAUCUUUUCAGCCAAGCUUUCACUUAAUGCAAAAUAUGCUAAAUAAACCACCGGGAGACUGCAUUUAUUAGAUAUUAUUUACUAUAAUAAUCUUGCUUGUUCUAUAAACACCAUGCACUGUGCUGUGUUUUACCUUUUUUGUGUUUUUCAGUUUUUCUUAUUUUCUCCUGUAAAGCUGCUUUGGAACAAUGCACAUUAUGAAAAGCGCUAUAUAGAUAAAAUUGAAUUGAAUUGCUUUUAUUGAGUUACAACAGCAUUUGUACAUAUUAACACCUCAAUGAAAGGCGAUGCAAAAAUGAAAAUUCACAGAUGAAUUAUGUGUCCAAUAUGGACAUAAAUGUAUGCAUGGCAUUAAAAAGGUUAUUUGUGUCU